Molecule: messenger RNA, 1122 nt
Organism: Spirodela intermedia
Lineage: Eukaryota; Viridiplantae; Streptophyta; Magnoliopsida; Alismatales; Araceae
Source: the annotation of a GenBank genome assembly
AUGGAUCGCCUCUCCCUCCUUCUGUCCUCCAUUCUGGUUUGUUUCUUCUGUCUUCAGCAGUGCGCCGCAGAGGAAGGUCCAGUGAUCAGGCAGGUGGUUUCCGAAUCCGGUGGCGCUCCGGUAGCGGAUGAGGCCCUGCUGAACGCUGAGGGGCAUUUCGCCGCCUUCCUGAAGACGUACGGCAAGGCGUACGCCACGCCGGAGGAGCACAGCUACCGCUUCUCCGUCUUCAGCGACAACCUUCGCCGGGCGCGGCGGCACCAGCUGCUGGACCCCUCUGCCGUCCACGGGGUCACCCCGUUCUCCGACCUCACGCAGGAGGAGUUCGAAAAGGGGUAUCUUGGUCUCCACCGGCGCCGCCCUGCACUGUUCUCUGUGGCGGCCUCCGGGAACGCGCACGAGGCUCCUAUCCUCCCCACGAUCGACCUCCCUGAGGAGUUCGACUGGAGGCAGCGCGGGGCCGUAACUCCCGUCAAGAACCAGGGUAUCUGUGGAUCGUGCUGGUCCUUUAGCGCGGCGGGAGCCCUGGAAGGGGCCAAUUUCGUGGCCACCGGCAACCUCGAGAGCCUCAGCGAACAACAGCUAGUUGAUUGUGACCACGAGUGUGAUCCAACGGAACCCCGCGCCUGUGACUCUGGUUGCAAUGGUGGACUCAUGACAACGGCUUUUGAGUAUUUAAUAAAAGCUGGUGGGCUACAGCGAGAGAUAGAUUAUCCUUACACGGGAACAGACCGUGGCACCUGCAAAUUCGACAAGAGCAAGAUUGCUGCCGCUGUAUCGAAUUUCAGUGUUGUAUCUGUGGAUGAAGAACAAAUAGCGGCCAACCUUGUGAAACAUGGACCUCUUGCGGUUGGUAUCAAUGCAAUCUUUAUGCAGACGUACAUUGGUGGCGUCUCGUGCCCUUACGUAUGCGGAAAACACUUGGACCACGGCGUGCUGCUCGUUGGGUAUGGUUCAGCUGGCUACUCACCCAUACGUUUGAAGGAGAAACCGUUCUGGAUUGUGAAGAACUCCUGGGGAGAAAGCUGGGGAGAGAAAGGCUACUACAGGAUCUGCAGGGGUCGCAAUGUGUGCGGGAUCGACUCCAUGGUCUCCACUGUGUCUGCGAUCCACUCUCAUUGA